Molecule: messenger RNA, 2765 nt
Organism: Sitodiplosis mosellana (orange wheat blossom midge)
Lineage: Eukaryota; Metazoa; Arthropoda; Insecta; Diptera; Cecidomyiidae
Product: SCY1-like protein 2
Exons: 7
Coding region: 154-2565 (803 amino acids)
Biological process (GO): protein phosphorylation
Molecular function (GO): ATP binding; protein kinase activity
Source: RefSeq, a predicted model, not a curated record
GAUGCACACAAGUGUCAGUUUUGACAGUUGGUUUCUUGUCAUCAAGGCAGAAAAUUUGGAAUCAAAACAUUAGAAUCGAAUAGAAUUGUGUGUGCAAAUCCACUGUUUGUCCCUUUCGUUUGGUUUUUUAUAUUUUCUGCUAUUCCACUUGCAAUGGAUGUGUUGAAUAAGUUUGUGAAUACGGUGAGUAGCACCGUAUCGCAAUUGUCUAGUGUUUUACCCGGAAAUCCUGUGUCAAAAGACUUCGAAAUUGGUGAACAUAUUGCAAGUGCUGGACCAGGUUUAUGUUGGAAAGUGUACAAAGGAACAAAACGUUCAACGAAACAAUCUGUCUCGGUGUUUGUGUUUGACAAAAAUCAGCUGAAGUACAUAAAAGAGGACCGAGAUGCCAUUUUAGAGGUGUUGAAGCGUGGUGUGAUUCAGCUCACAAAAAUUCGACAUCCGCGAGUGUUAACCGUGCAACAUCCUCUUGAAGAGAGUCGAGACAGUCUUGCAUUUGUUACUGAAUCCGUUCUAGCUAGUCUUGCAAAUUAUUUAGGCAACUACUCCAAUAUGCCUUCACCAAACGAAUCCACACAAUUUCCAUCAUUACAUGAAAUCGAAAUAAAAUACGGAUUGAUGCAACUGAUGGAAGGUCUGCAGUUCCUACACACCGACGUUAAAAUGAUUCAUCGCAAUAUUUGUCCCGAAUCCGUUGUGAUCAACAACGAAAAUUGUUGGAAAAUUUUCGGUUUUGAUUAUUGUUGUCUGUUAACGGUCGAUCAAGACACAGGAAAAGUUGGCGGCACCGAACAAUCAGCAUAUAUUCAAGUGAAUAGAGUUAGUUUACUUCAGCCGAUUUUGGAUUAUUCAGCGCCCGAAUGGAUCAUUGAUUCACAACAAUUUUGUUCAAGCGAUGUGUACUCUCUUGGUGUUUUGAUCUACAGCAUUCAUUCGGCUAACAAAAAACCUUUUAAAUUAUUCGGAACCAAUUUGGAAACAUACAAGGCAUUUGCAAUGGAUCUAAAGUUUGGAAAGUAUCCGCAAUUGACGUGCAUCCCUUCAGGUAUUGUGGACAAUGUACGAUUGAUGCUGCAUUAUAAUCCAGACACACGGCCGAAUUUGUACGAAUUGCUAAAGAUUUCCUACUUUGACGACUUUGGCGUGAAAACAUUAAGCUAUUUGGAGUCGCUAUACCAAUGGGACAAUUUGCAAAAGUCAAAAUUCUUCAAAGGACUUCCACAAAUUCUCGAAAAAUUCCCCGAGCGCCUAAAUCGUAAACAAAUUCUGCCCUGUUUGAUCAAAGAAUUUGUGAACGCAACAAUGAUUCCAUUUGUGUUGCCAAAUGUUUUGCUAAUCGCUCAAAAUUGUCCAUCGCAAACUGAAUAUUUGGCGGAUAUUCAGCGCCAUUUGCUUCCUAUCAUGAAAAUCGAACAACCCAUUCACAUUCUGCUCAUAUUCAUGCAAAAUAUGGAACUACUGAUCAAAUUGAGUACAUUGCAAGUGAUCAAAAAUGACCUGUUGUCGCUGUGCAAUCGAGCUCUUGAAUGCGAUGUCAAAGAGAUACAAGAGCUCUGUCUGAAUAUUCUUCCAACGAUGGCCACACAUAUCGAUUAUGCCGUGCUGAAAAAUGCCAUCUUCCCUCGUCUUAAGAAAAUGUGCCUUACAACACAAAACUCAUCCGUUAAAGUGAACAGUCUGAUCUGUUUAGGAAAACUGCUAGAAUACUUUGACAAAUGGUUUGCAUUGGAUGAAAUCAUUCCAUUUUUAACGCAGAUUCCGUCACGCGAUCCGGCUGUUAUGAUGGCGAUUAUCGGUAUUUUCAAGCUGAUCAUGAGCCACAAAAAAUUAGGAAUGACAAAAGAAAUUAUGGCCUCAAAGGUGAUUCCAUUUUUGGUGCCACUCAGCAUUGAAAACGGUCUAACAAUGCAACAAUUCAAUGCGAUUAUGGCAAUGGUGAAGGAGAUUAUAUCAACCAUCGAAACCGAACAUCGUGCUCGACUUGAACAAUUGAAUUCAGUGCGACAAGAUACCAAAUCAAUCGAUGGUUCUUCUGCCCCGCAAUCAUUUCCCGAGUUUAAUUUGAAUGACUUCAAAUCAUCUUGUUUGAAUGAUGAUAAAUCGGCGGCGCAGCCAGCGAAAAACGUUAACGAGGUUUUGCUACCAUCUUCGAUGAGCAUGCCAUCGAUUGCAGCCGCAAAACCAACACCACAGAUGAAGAAUUUGACAUCAACUUUGAAAACGAAUUCAAUAACCGCAUCACCGAGUUUUCCAACACAAUUAGCAUCGAAUGUAACCACAAUGGCGAGGUCAUCAAACAUUCCAGCGGCGCAAUCAUCAUUAAAUUUAUCAAAUAGCAAUUUUCUUAGUGGCUUGGGUCAGAUAUCAAAUGCGCCAAAAAGUGUACCGAUGAACCAAAUGAUGGCAUCCACACCAUUCAUAUCAUCGGGUCCGUUCCAGAAUAGUGCCAAUAGUCUAUCAACGCUCAGUCCCAUGAUACCGAAUCAGUCGAAUGCCACAAAAAAGAAUGGACAAGACAAUACGGUUGCACUAUCAGCACAGGAAAUCAACGAUUUUCUUAGUUAGAUUUUCAUUUCCAUCUCGACUGGCAUUUAAUGCAACUAAGUUAAAAGAAAAUAUAUGAUUUUUGUUUUAUUCAUUUUUUGGCGGCUUUUAAUUGAAUGCUUAUCUAAAUUCAUUCCGUAUCUUCAUUUGGAUUUUAAGUGAUAUUUUGUGCAUAGUCUAUUCAACACUCAAAAUAAAACUAAAUAAGUUUUACAUGGAAA